UGCAAUCUGUAACAGGGAUUUUGCAGGAAAGGAAAAAAUGCUAAUAUGAGGCUCUGCUUGUGUUUUAAUGAUGACUGAUCCAUGGGAAGGGAACGGUCUCAGUAACCCAUCUACAGGUUUUAUGCAUGUGGCGCUUCUGCAGUACAAGCUUUUAGAGUAUUAACUGCAUUAACCCUUUCUUCGAUGACCCAUCUCUUAGGAUUUACAUGAAUCCAUUUCUGACGACUCAUUGUAUCAGACGAUCCUUACGGAGUUUACUUUAGAGCUGGAAGGGCUCAGGGAUCGAACACAUUGAACACGUUUCUUGCUCUCCUUGUAGAGAAGUUUGCAAUUUGUAGCAGAUGGAUAUGCACCGGUCGCUCACAAGCGAUCUGGAUAUUGGAUGUAUGGUCUGUAUUGACUACUCUAAAGGUCCGAUAGUCUCACCUCUGGGUACGUUACAACCGGGUUUGCCUACUUAAUUGGGUGUUGGCUAGAAGGUAAAGGAGGGCUGGGGAAUCGAGAAAGAGAUAGAUCAAUCUUCUCACCUCUGCGUACUUGCAGAAGGGAUUGCCUACCUGAUUGGGCUUUGGCACGAAGAGAAGGGAGAAAGGAGUUGAAUAAAGCGCGAACCUUUUUAGUUUGGAUUCUGCUCACCGUGUGGCAGUUCGUUAAAUGGUUGGCAACACUGGAGAUGUUGAUAAUAUUUGUCGAGAGUAAAGCUACUGUACAGACACCGAACUUUCUUUUGCAGAAUUAAUAGAUUCGGUGAAGCCGCUAGCUAGGGUUUCUGCAUAUGCAGACGGAUUGACGGAUUCUUACUAGGGUAAGGAUUUUGUUGUUUUUGAUGAAUGACGAUCUGGGGAUAGGUUAUAUUAAUGAAGUGGUCUGAAAAUGGAACUUUUCAGAUGGCAAUAUAGUUAAGUUUUAAGAACGCCCUUUGUCAAGUCUGACUCACAGGAGUAUCCUACUAAACUAAGAACGGUUAGUUCUUGAGAUUGAGCUUCGUCGCCUUUUAUUAUGUGAAGAAAUAGGCAUUGGACCCUUGAUUGGUCAACGUAAGCUCUUUGAGCUCAUCAAAUAUUACAAGCAGGUUUGGCCCCCAAACUUAGCCACACAGAGUUGGCUUUUGAGAAUAAACUUUACUACCUAUAUUUUAUAUAGGCAUUGCAGUAAUGGUUGGCAAGUGUUACCUGUAUUAUCUUGUUUUGCAACUUAUAUUGUGUUAUGCUUGAUGGACUGGAUAUCGAUGGUGGAAAUACAGACUUUUGUUUGAAGUUUGGGGAAUUUGGUCUUUCAGGGAAACCAUCAGGAAGCCGUUGGAAACGUGGAUAUUUAAGAACUUUCUGCUAUUGGAUUCAGAACCUGUUAGAUCUCAAGAAUGAGAUCUGCAGCUUAUAUUUCGUUGCGAUUAGGGGAUUGAAUGGUAACGGUAAAUAAAUAGGCAUUAAACUACUAGUUAGAGAUGCAAUCUGUCGCUGAAAGUAAUUUCGUUCUUGAGCUUAACAACAUCUCGCAAAGAGGAUUGCCCCAAGAAAUGCAGAUUUAGUCCUUGAGAAUGAGUUUUGCAACCUAUGUUAUGUCGUCUUUAAUGAAUUGAAGGAUAGUGGCAGGCAGAGACAGAAAUUGGACUCUGUUUUUUGCGAAUGUAAAACUCUCAUGUAACCAAUAGCCAGCCAAUACAUGCACCCAUUCUGUCACAGGAGCUUUUGAGCUGCUGAAUCGAGGAACUGCAAUUUUUUCAUACAGUACAGACGGAUCUUGUUCUUUAUUUGUGUUGAAAGAUUGCUUGCCAAAAGGAAACUAUAGGAUACUUUUAGACCAAGGUUAAAACUGUUUUUUUGGAUUGUACUGGGAAAAAUGGUCAGUGGCAUGGAGCAACUUCCGCUAGAUGGACAUGGCUGGCAUCUAGCCAUUAUUUUUCUUUAAGUUUAUCCAUGCAGUGGUUUGCAGGGGCUUUUUAGUAUGUUCACGUGAGGACCAUGUGGAGCUUAGAAUGUGUAACAAAUGCAACUCUAUCCUUUUUGAACUCCAUUGAUCUCUGGGGUUUUUGACAGACAUCGGAAUGAAGCUAUAUCAUUGGAAAUGAAAGCAUCGCCAUGCUGUUGUCCUCUGCCAAUCAUUGCAUUUAUUACCGAACAUCUGGACAUACCUCUUGUCAUGGAAUAACUCAAUUAAAAGUGAAAACAGAUUAUAGAGGGAUCGAGUUUCACCAGCACCCUUCUCCCCUCAAUUGAUCUUAAACGGUCUUUGGUGGACAACUGAACAUAUUUCUUGCCAUGAAAUGGCUUCGUUGGAAGUAAAUAUAUUCUCACUGAUUGGCAAAUCAUGAAUACUGGAUGUCGAAUAUGAUAACUGAAGAGUGCAUAUGCUCAGCUUGCAAAAAGAUGGAAGGUGGAGAAAUAACCAUCAUUAGAGUGGAUGAUCAGGGAGAAUACAGAGCAAUUUCCACUGAAGAGUCUUGGAAAGAUAUUAAAAGUACAGAGGUGACGGGUGGUGAGCCUGUUUGUACAUUUUGUGGCUGUGAGGACAGUGAAAAAUUUGAGAAAAUGAUUUCCCUUUGCCAUUGCAAUGGAGGUUCAGUUGUUGCCCAUCCUAGCUGCUUGCGUGUUUCCCAGGCAGAUCCCAGGGCAGGGGGAAAUCAGGCACUGACUUUAUGUAAAGUUUGUGGUGGCAGUGGUGCUUCUUCUAUUGGAGUUGACGGAAUGGUUAAUGCAGCCUCAACAGAAGAAGGCUCUUCUAAGCUGGUCGAUUUAAACUCAAGCUUGAGUAGAGACUCUCAUAAUCUUACUCCAAAAAAAGGAGUAAAGCACAACCCUAGUGACUUGACGAAUGGAGGGUCUGGAGCAGCUGAACAGCUUGAGAAUCAGCCUCCUUUAAAGAGGUUUAAGGGAGAGAGUGGCAGAAAAACUUUUGAGGUAUCACUUAAGGAUGACUUAUCUACUGCUGAAUCUGAAAAGCUUGGAGUUACUGUUCCUGCACGACGUUUUGAUGAUGCUAUUGUAAGCGUUCCCAUUAAAAAACGGAAAUUUUGGCCUCCAUCUCCACCACCUUCCUCCCCCAAAGCUUCUUCUCCAUUGGAGCCACUACAUUCAGAGCCUCCAGUUUCGGCCGUUCAUUCUGGCAGGUUAUCAGGCACAGAGGAAGAACAAGGUCCCUUAAAUACACAUAGGGAGCAGCAAGUGGCAGAUGGCAUGGAUAUUGCAGGGGAAUCUAUUCAAGAAAAAUCUGUGAUGUUAGUUGGUGAUAUGCUGAAUGAGACUAGAGGAAAAGCUUCUAGUUCUGUAGAUUGUUUUUCAGAGGACACCGUUGGUAAUGUUGACAUAUCAGGAGUGUCAACCUCAACUAUGGAUGCUUCCACGAGUAAGCUAGUGAGGAACAGCUUGGACGAGAGAGUAUCUCAAGUUGGAUAUCCAGGCUUUGAAAAUGCUAAGUCUGUAGCUGUAAACUUGAAAGAUACUGGCAUUUGUAACCCAGAAGAUCCACAACACGAUAAUAUGCAUGAGGAUACUCAAAAUCAAGGAGGACUGCAUGAGAGACAAGAUCAUCAUGUUCUGGAGAGUAAUUUGCUAUCAGUUUCGCCAAAUAAAAGUUACAUAAGCAAUGAAAUUCCAGCUUGUAAUAGUUCCAAUGAAUCAGUGGAUAAUGUUGCAUGCAGGGAAGAAACAGAGUUGGCACUAGGUCGCAAGAGCACUUUAGAAUCUAGUAAUCGUUCAGAAGUAGUACUUGGCAUUAAAGUGACAUCUGAAGCAGGGGAGUGCUCUCAACAUAAAUCUCUAUCUCCAUUGAAAGAUGGGCAGAAGCAAGAGAAAGGAAUGCUUUUAAAGUUGAAUUCUGGUUAUUUUGAUGAUGACAGAUCACACUGGGACUUAAAUACCCCUAUGGACUCUUGGGAAAAACAACCGGAGGCUGUAACUAGUGAUCCUGAAACUAAGUGCAGUGGAAAAUUACCAAUAGGUAAUGCAAUCGACAUAAAUUCUGAACGCUUGGAUAGUAUUCCAGUACAAUUAUUUGUUUCAGAUGCCAAGUUUAACAGUAGAAAGCCUGAGCAAGAUAUGUUAAGCAAGGGAUUGCAGUCAGAACAGAAUGAUCAUGUAGUGCAUUCUUUAGAAGGCUUGGCCCUUGAUAAAGAUUCAGUACUUGAUAUGACCCUUGGUCUUCAGGCUGAUGCUUUGCUCAAUCAUCAUCCUGUCAAUCCUCAGAGUAAGUUUAACCGGCCUCUCAUCUCCAAAAGCCUUUCAAUAUCAUUAGAUAAAUCAAAUCCUGAGAGGAAUUUAGACCUCUCCAUUGCAAAUUCAGAAAUGCCAUGCGAACUAGCUGAUGGCAUUUCUUCAACUGAAGUCCAAGAUGGCAAGCAUUCUGUAGAGAGUCCUCCUGAUGUUAUUCUGGGGAAAGAACCCCGACUGCAAAGUGAUGAACAAACAGAUGCGAUGAUGAUUGAUGUUAAUGCAGACUCACUUGAUAAGCAUUCGUCUCCUGUAAUGCAUGAUUUUGAAUCUAUCGAAGAUAGUCAUGAAGCAAGUGCUCUCACUGAUGCUAAAGGAAACUUGAGGUGUCUUCCAAUAAGUCAAGAAUUUCCUGAUUGUCAAGAAAAAUCAUCUCCAUCUCUUCCAGCAGGUAAGCAAGAUUUAAAUGAGAUUAUUGACGAGGACAUGAAUGUUGAUGAUACACAUACAUCAGUUACCUGUGAGGUUGAUGCUGGUGCAGAGAAUAUUGACAUCCCUGGGGAAGAUGUGGGUGGAUUGGAUAAACAGUCAGCAGAAGAUGUGGGUGUAUUGGAUAAACAGUCAGCAGAAGAUGUGGGUGGGUUGGAUAAACAGUCAGCAGAAGAUGCGGGCGGGUUAGAUAAACAGUCUGCAGAAGAUGCGGGCGGGUUGGAUAAACAGUCCGCAGAAGAUGCCAAAGAAAUUGCAUAUGGUGGUGACUAUGAAACAGAUGGCUAUGAUGAUGAAGAUGAUAUUGCUUCUGAUGCUGAAAAGUUUGUUGAACUGGCUGAAGAUGAAAACCAAGGGGAAGAAGGAGAAUACAGAGAAACGGAGGAGCUUCAUGAUUGGAUUGAAGAAGAUGUGGGGGAAGAACUGGAAGAUGAACAUGUUGAUUAUGGUGAUUCUGAUUUUAGGGAUGCUGAUGAUCUUGGCAUGGAACAGUAUGACAAGGGGAAAGAUAUGGAACAUGAAAGGAUUUGUGAUGAUAUCGAGAAGUUUGAAAUGGAUGAUCAAGAGGCACAUGAUCUACAAGUUGGAGCAGAUGGGCAAGUUACCAUACCUGAAACAACAACAUCUGGAACAGGCAUUGAACACAGUACUGAAAAAGAGACGCAUAAAGCUGAUGGUAUGAUAUCUCAAUUCCCUGAACUUUUAACUGAAAAUAAAGGAUUAGAGAUUGAACCUAAUUGCAGCCUAGAUAUGAAUAAGGAUUUUCUAAGAUCAAGAGAUGUAAGGCUUUCCACUUCAUCACGGCCAAAAUCUUCAGGAUGGGAUAAAUUGCCGGAAGGAUAUGAAAAUGUAGAUGAAGCAUUCAAGGCUGUCCAAGACAUAAUCAGCAAGCGCGGUCGAGGGUCUCCCUGGCCUACUGGGGGCAGAUUGGGACCGAUGUCUGCUAGAAUCCCAUCCUCACGAAUAGAUGCUGGAUUCAGGGAAAGAAUGACAUCUGAUGAUUCUAUACAUGGGAAAGAAGCAUUCUAUAUGCGUGGAAGGGAUGGAAGUCUUUCAACAAGUCCAAGUUUUGCUUCAAGAAAACCAACCAGAGGCAGAAUUGUUGGAAGAGGUGGGCCUUCUCGGGGGAUUCACCAUAGGGGAAGGGGUGAUCCAUGGGGUGAUGGUGCAAGCAGUCAUUGGGGUUCAAGUAGGCAUCACUCACCUCCUGACUAUUAUGGCACUAAAGUUGGAUUCGGAUCCCCUCGUUCUGCAAAUGCUGCUGCAGUUUCUGCUGCCAAGGUUGAAAGCAGUGGGUUUCUUGUUGCCAGUGAUGGCACUGUAACAAAGAUUACUCGGGGAGGUGGUCGUGGUCGAAGAGGCCGCAGUACAUUGAUGGGAAGGGGAUCUGGAAUGGAUAUUGAGGAGAGCCUAGAUUUUGGAAUGCAGAUGAGCAUGGGAAGUGGUGCUAUGAUGUCUGAGACAGGGUUGAAUGCCAGCAGGGAUCGGACCGUCACUAUGCGAACUGAUGCUGGUGGUCGUGUAAGUCGAGAACGUUAUCGAGAACCAUCAUUUGGACAUAGCAGGUGGGAUCAUUCAAUUGGUGAUUCCCCACGCAGGUCAAUGGACCAUCGCUUGAGAGAAAGGAAUGGGAGUUUUUCACCUCCUCCAGGAAGGAGAUUGACUCGGAUGUCUCGUUCACACACAGAGUCUCGUUCAAGGUCAAGAACACGAUCUCCACGGCUUAGGUCCUCGCCAAGGGGAAGGGCUGGUGGUAUCAUUGAUCGAGGACCAACAAUCAGAAGACGAAGUAGGUCUCCUGUGCUAAGAUCUGAGGCUAGGAUAGAGAGGCUGAAGUCCCCUAUAUAUCACCGUGUUGGCUCCUUUGAACAUAAGAUGUCUUUCAGAACUCAGCGGACCUCUCCACAGUCAUCAAAAUGGUCCUAUGAUAGAAGAGAUACAAGUCAUUUCAGAGAUUCUGACUACAGGAGACCCUUUGUGCGCUCAGGUAGUCCAAGGAGAAUUUCUCCUCGAGUUGUUCACGAAUCUAGUUUGACAGAAUCACCAGGAAGGUUAAAGCACAGUGACUACCGUGGGUCAAUGUAUUCAUCUAGGACAGCAGAUUUAAACUGUGAGAGUAGACGCUUCAAGCAUGAUGAAAAUGAAGACAUCAGGGUAAAGCAGAGUGAUAUAUCUGGUAGGGGAGCUGGGGAAGGAGGUGGUAUGGAUGUUAGACGGUUUAGACACCAGGAAAAUGAGAGUGAUUGUCAACCUCGAAGCUCCUGUACUAAAGAUUCUGGGAUCUCAAGGGAACAGGGCACUGAAGACCACAAUAAUAGGUUAUAAGCACAAAUUGGUUGCUAGGAACAAUGUCUUGGAGAAGAAGAAAGCUCAAUUAUACAGGGCAUGGAUCAACCAUAUGAGUUGGUUUGAGUUAUGUGUUGCCUGAGUAUUAGUAUGAGCCUAUUGCAUUUUCAGAAGACUUCCCUUUGGGUUUUUGUUCAGGGAACGCAUCUGAUUGGGAUGUUCACUUGUUGGGUUCUAAGCUCCACAAUAUAUGUAAAGUUUGAGAGUUUAUACUAGGAUCUUUGCAGGUUUGGUUUUUAUAAAUUACAUGCUUAUCAUAGUAUUAAGCAAACAAGCAUGCCAUUGCUAUUACUGUACCAUGUCAUUCUCUUGGAACUCUUGGGUGGAUCCCCCUUUUAUAAGUUGGCAUCCAUCGUGUAAAAGUAGUUCCGAGCCCUGUGUUUUUAUCAACCCAACCAUGGGAUUUCUAGUUUAGUGGUAAAGAUCCACUUUCUUGGUCUGAAAUCAUGCAGAUCAGGUAUUGGUACUGUUGAAUUUUUGAUACUUUUUGGAAAAAGAUGUCACUCCUGCUCACGACUUAACACAUGCAUUGUAUAAAUGGGCUACAAUCAGUAGUCUGCUCAAUUUUGUUUUUCUUCAGCUCCAUUGAUUUUUCUAUUGUGCACACCAACUAUUUGUGGAAAUAUAUGGGUUCUCAUUGAAUUCA
Messenger RNA from Cryptomeria japonica (Japanese cedar), 7626 nucleotides. RefSeq lists its product as uncharacterized. The record is from RefSeq and is a predicted model, not a curated record. The transcript has 6 exons. Bases 2319 to 6959 code for a protein of 1546 amino acids. NCBI's taxonomy places the organism in Eukaryota, Viridiplantae, Streptophyta, Pinopsida, Cupressales, Cupressaceae.